Messenger RNA from Linnemannia hyalina, 2430 nucleotides. Lineage: Eukaryota; Fungi; Mortierellomycota; Mortierellomycetes; Mortierellales; Mortierellaceae. The record is from the annotation of a GenBank genome assembly.
AUGCUCGACCAUCACCAGAAACCCCUUUGUCCGCGCUUCUCCAAAUACGAUCGCCAAAAGCUCCUCUUGCUUGAACCUACGGAGUGUAUGCCGGUUGAGACGGAGCACCCUGAUUUUUCGGCUGAUAUCUGCUUCUCGCCUUUUGUUUGCAAUGAGGGUCUUGUCCGUGUCCGGCGACGCGACCGACAACAAUGCAAAGAAGCAAAUCUAAAGUACCCAAUCUCAGGAAACUCAACCCACGACGCCUUCCACCGGCAGUUCUCCGGCCCAGAUUCCUUCCACGUCGUUUUUAGUGGAUCCGAGAAACUCUCUCCACCCGAUUGGUACCAUGCCGGACAAUGUCUCUACGUCUUCCCCUUCCAUAUCUCCAACCCGGGAAGGCUGUCGUUGGAUAUCACACAUUUGUAUGAUAACUUUGGGGCAGUGGUGGAGCAGGCCAAGGAGUGGCCUGUAUUAUGGCGGAAGAAGGUUGUUUCGGGGUUGCCGUUGGAGGUCUGUAGGGGAUGUCCGUCUCAUGUUGCGCGGCCUCGUUUCUCUUCCUUGUCUGAGGUUGAUGAGAUGGUUGUCCUGAAAACUGAUUAUGCAGAGACAGCAGCGGGAUCGGAAAAGGCAGGUGGUGGUCAGGCUGGAACAUUGUCGAAUAUCGACAGGUCAUCCUUAUUGGCAUUGGGGAUGAGCAGCGGAUCCAGUCUGCGAACCCGGUACCAGGCCUAUACCAACAGCCGCACCGGCCCCCAAAAAUACUCCAACCUCUUUAUGGACGAAAACUAUGACCGCCUACCCCUCUGCUCCCGAGAGCAUGCCGUUCAAGCAUCGCCAUCACCAGAUAGGCUGGAAGAAAAACACGCCUUAACAACAUUCUCGUACCUCCACGACCCGCUCUUCUCCCACACAAACGAAAAAACCGACAUGCUCGUCGCCAACAUGGGCCACUGGGCUACAGGAACAAAGUUCUUUGAUCAACUCAUGUCCACCUCGAAAUACCACGACAAACUCCGGGAUCUUGUUGAGACUAUUCAGCAACACGCUAGGGAUUUACAAGAUCUGCAGGAUGAGGAUGAUGGGUCGUUGGGACAUUUUUUGGAUGAUGAGGUGGGCGGGUAUGGUGGGGAGGCUGAUGAUGAGGAUGGGCAUGAUUAUGGGUUUGUGGAUGAGGGAGAUGAGGAUGAAGAAGAGUUAGAGAAGGAGAGGGAAGAAUUGAGGCAGGAGGAGUUAGCUAAGGAGAGUAGUGAGGAGCUAACUGGUGAGGAGGUCUACUGGGAGGAUGAGACUGAGGAAGAGGUUGAUAAUCGACGCGAGAGCCAGGAGGAUACAAAGCAACAGCAUCGUCGUCCCGCCGUCCAAGAGUUGGAGGAUCAACAGGAGGCUAUGGAUGAUAUUGAGGACAAGUACCGUGUUGACGAUCGACAGCGCGCAGAGUCUGAAGGGUACAUCUCACGCAACCAGAACAACAAAAACCAUGAUCCCAUGGACCGCACCCGCGCUCGCUACCCAUCCAACCAUAUCCUCCGCCAGAGCAAACACGUCAAGACCCCCGCCAAGCCCAAGAUUGAUGUUGACGAGUCAGAGGUCGAAGAAGAGGAGGAAAUUGAGGAGGAGCAGGAGCGACCUGUUGUUGCCCAGAACCGGUACCGCUAUGGCACUCAGAAGAAGGUCAUGUUGGGCGACAAUAGCAGGUUGAUAAAGGCUGGAGAGGAUGAUGAUGCGGAGAAUGUCAAAAUUCCCUCCAUCAAGAAGACUAUCAGCAGCAACAACAAGAAGACUACGACCACCGCCAAGUCUCGUCCUGCCUCGGACAAUACUCCUGCUGGCAAGAAGACGACUAUUGCCACCAAGAGGCCCGCUUCCCCUGCUUUCCGUGGCUCCAACGCCUAUGGCGCCCGCAAGAACGUUCCUGUUACUACCACUUCAAAGCCCUCAUCUUAUGCUGCUUCUAGUAAAAGGAAAAAGACUACCGCAGACACCAAGAAGGUAUCUUCUUCGUCAUCAUCAUCGUCGAACAAGCCGAAGAAACGGUACCGCCGGGCCUUCCUGGACGACGACUACCCCUCCCUCACCUCCCCCUUGUCCAAGACCUCCUCCACUCCUUCUUCCUCUUCUUCGUCCUCAUCUUCUUCCUCAAAGAUGUCAGACUCAGACUCACUCAUGAAAACGGCAUGGGUAGGUAUGGUAGCCUACCCAGAGACGCAGCAGCCUGCAGAUUCAUUUGUGAGCCACGACUGGCGCACGAUCUACCGUCUGCGGUACUGGAACCUGAUUGCCGAGGAUGUGAUGACCUUGCAUAAUGUCCGCUUCAUGGACUUUUUCAGCAUGACGCUGUCGAUGUUGGAUACCAGCCCCGACAGAGCGCACUAUUAUGGGACCGAUGCUGCUGAGGCGAUGUUGGAGGAGUUGGCAUUCAAGUUGGACCUAUGCGAGGAUAAGGAGUAA